CAUGCUGGGGUAUUAAUAACACUUCCCAUUUUUUUCUAUUGAGUUGAGAAAACCUUUUACUCAAAAGGGGUUGUCCAUUGGUUAGAGUUUGUGUCCAGCUGCAAUAGACUGAUAACAAGAUUUCUAGCAAUAUAUUAGCAUUCCCUUUUACACCCACACCCAACGCUCAGAGGAGCCUAGUGUUGUAUGAAUCUAUUCCAGUUCCAAAUUCUAAAACCAUAUGUCUUUGCUCACAUUAACUCCCAUGCCUUGAAUGACCAGCCCAUCCUCAUGAUCAUCUGUUGACUUCACCUCCUUCCAAUCAGAUCACAUCUCCUCUAUAAUGCUUUUCCCAACUUCCUCAAGUAUGAAAAUGAUCUCCAAAUGACUUUGACAGCUGUGUGAAGAUGAUUAAAACUUCUCGACUUGGAAGAGGAUAAAGAGAGGAAGAAAAAGAAAAGAAAAGAAAGGAAUCCCAGCACUUCCUUCCAAAACUAUGAGCAGCGGUGACGCAGCUGGGUUUGAGACCUCCUGAAAUCUCCGAGGGAACCUAAGAGAGGCGUCCCGCGCGGACUUGGAGGUUUUUUGUCUUCCCUGGCUGCCUCCACCCCUCCUUAUCCUGACCCAGAGUCCUCUCUGCUAUCUGGCUGCUGGACCUCUGAGAAAUAGAAGUCAUCGGAGGAGUCUGGUGGCUUAGAUUAAAAUGUCCAGUUUCAUUCAUGACCCACCCACUUCAAAAUGAAAACUACGGAGUGAAAGGUGCUAUCCUCGGGUGCUCAGAUACAAUAUCCUGCUGAGAUUUCUGGAUCUUUUUCAUCAUUCAUAAAGACAAGAUACAAAGGAAGGACCACACACCAGAGACAGACAGACCCACAGACAGACAAGCUGACUCAGUGAAAAGCUGGUGAGCAGGAAGAUUUACUCCACUCUGUUCUAAUCAACUCCCAUGGAGAAAAUCAGCUCUUUCUUCAGCAACCUCUGGAGCCUCAUCUAUACCAAACAUGAGCAGGGCAUCUUCAACACUGUGUGUCUGGGAAUACUCCUGGGGCUCCCUGUCCUGGUCCUUUUAGCCCUCCUUUUCAUCUGCUGUCAUUGCUGCUGGAGUAGGUCAGGCAAGAACAGUGGGCAUUCAGAAAGGAACAAGAAGAAGAAGAAGAAGAAGAAGGGUGAAGAGGAUUUAUGGAUCUCAGCUCAACCGAAGCUUCUUCAGCUGGAGAAGAGGCCGUCAUUACCCGUCUAGCAGGAGGAAGGAAGCAAAGGCAUCCUCCUCCUGAGACUUGGGAUCUUAGAUCCAGCCACCACUGUUCAGGGAAGAAGAAAUCCAUGACUGGCUACUCUAGGUCCUCAGAGUGACUUCUAAACUAAGAAACGCCAAAGCUAGCAAAGAAAACAGCCCUGAGACCCAUCGUGACUAGUGGGACCAUAUGUAUACAUGCAAGGGGUAUUUUAGUCAAUUUGACUUAGCCACUGUGGAUGCUCAAGAGAUGAGCAAUAUUUAAUAAUACCCAUUGCAAUAGGUGCAUGCACAUGCUUAUAUCUACAUUAAAAAAGGCAGAUCGUCAUACUUGGGUAGGUAUAGCUGUAGUCAAGGGCACAAAUGCACUGUUAUACACAAACUUUGGGGAAGUUUGUGAAUAUACCAAAAAACAAGAAAAGGAAAAAAAAAUGUGCUUGAACACACAUACAUACACACACACACAACAGGUACAUAGUCAAGUGGACAAGUACAUUACACACUUAUAUUCACCAGUUCACACCUGUAUAGCCUCUUGUCUGUGCAUGUGUACAAACAUUUUUUAAAUGGCAGGAAUGCUUUGCUGACCACUAUCUCCAUUGCUCAAAUUUCUAGAUACAUAGGUCAACUUGUAACUGGCCUAGGGCAAAUCAGUUGGGGAGUGGGGAGGAUUUUUAGGUCUUUCCAUCCCUGUAGGGACAGUUAGCCUUUCACCUGGAAGUGCCUAGAAUAUUUUUUAUUGGGUAGUCCAAGACCCUUAGUUUCCUGAGAUAUUACACAAAUAUUGAUUCACAUUUACAUGCCAUGUCCCAGAGUUCUUGACCCUGACACUGGGUUAACAGCUAACAUUGCUAACAGGAUGGAUCAGAUCGCAUUUCUGCUCUCCUUCCCUGAGAUACAAGUGUUAUACUUCCAAACACCAUUUAGUGUUUAGUUCUCCCCCUCAGGGCUACACAGCUGAGAGCCCUCCUCCUAGCAACAGCUAAGAGAGCUGCCUAAAAAGACCAGGUGGAUGUUAAUAGCCAGGAAACUGUGGGAAACCAGUGGCCAGGUUGAGUGUACAUGUGUGGUCAUAGUUGUUCAAAUGAAGAGAUGUAAAACAGAUGUGGAAAUGAGGAGUAUGUUAUACAGGGUAAAAAGAAGCCAAGGAGGCACACUGGGAUUUGCACAUGGAAUCCAGCGACCAUUGGGUUGGUGGGAGACAGUUGAGUGAGCGGAUGGUUUGUUGAGGAGGCAAAGGUGUAAAAGAAUGAAAAUGGUGGCACUGAAGAAAAGCAAUGAAAGCCAGUGGAUGAGCCCCAGAUGCAUCUUCUAAAGGUCCCCACUGCCAAGGGAACAAUAAUUCUGCCACUAUUGUAGAAAACCUCAAAAUGAAACCCUGAAAGCUUUUUUCUUGUUUCUUCCAAAACCCCACAUUGAACUUUAUUCAUGGCUGAGACUUGGUAAAUUGCCAAUUAUGGCAAUGUUGAUAACCAUUACAAGGAUGAAAUCUUAGAAAAGCAUCAACUCAAAACAAAGUUCCUUCCCACAUAAGUGAAUAUACCAAUUUCUCUAAUGGACGAAGUAUGUUGAAUUUGGAUAAUAAGGUACAAGAAAGAAACAAGUGAAUGUUAUAUAUGUUUGCAAAGAUGGUUAUAUACCCAUAGUAAGCAUAUGUUUAAGAUAUAUUCCCAAUUCAUCCAAGGCCAAAGAACUUUGGGAGGUAGGCCAUGUUCCUUAUGGAAUAUGCGAAAAACAGGCCAUCCCUGUUAAUAAAGGAGUGUGUUUCAAAAAAGGAGUUUGAAUUCUAAGUCAGUUUUUUUUGAAAAUGGGAACUAUUUCCCCAUGGAAGCGAUGUUAUAAUUGGUUGUUCAGUGCCUAGAGCCCUUAAAAGCAUAUUUAAUCCAAUAUGUCACAGUAAUAUAGAAGCAUCCAGUCACAGGAAUAACUUUACUAAGCUUGGAGUCAGGAAUAUCUAGUUUCAAGUACUGCCUUUAACACUAGCUGGGUGACCCUGAAUUAAUCAUUUAACUUCUGUAUUCUUCAAGUGACUGACUCCCUAGGACAACCCACUGAGCCAUAAAAAGUUGGUGAAGGGAGCCCCAGGGAAUGUGUUACAGAAUUUAGAAGUUUCUGUAGUGCUUUAAUAUUUGCAAAGCCCUGUCCUUAACAACCGCAGAGAAUAAAGGCAGUAGAUGAGAAACUGAGAUUCCCCAAAGAUGCAUGAGUCACUGCCUAAGGUCAUACAGCUAGUUCGUUUAGAAUCAGGUUUCAAACUCAAGUCUAUAACAGAUAUAAGCCUAUGAUAAUGCACUCACUGCCACCAAUGAGGUUGGGUUCUAGUUCAACCAUGGUUCUGUACCUUACAACCUACCAUUCAGUUGGAUACAACUAGAGCAGUGUUUCUAGGAGAGACGAUAUUCCAAUCUCCAACCUGGAAAAUCAAAAAUGGCAUGGCAGAGGACAUAGAGACUCCAUCCCACUGGUCUCCUAUCCAGACUGUGUUUUCUGAUGCAUGAAUGGGUCUGGAGGGUUCUUUAGGAAAAUAGCAAAAGUUAAGAGAAACUUUUUUUUUAUCUCUAACCACAUAGCUUGAGAAAAGUGAGGAAGGCAGAGAAGGGAACCCCAUGAGAAUAAGUGAUAGAAAACAAAAGAAAGGAAGCAACUGGAGGCCUUGGAGAGAAGCAAACAAUGGUAGCUUCUUGAAGGAGCCAUUGUGUGGCUACAAGUCUGAGGUCUCUUAAAAGGACUCAACACAGCCUUGGGGAAAAUUUGAGCAGAGGCUUCCCUUCUUCAGAUGUAGAGCUGAGUCAGAGACAGCUUAAUGAAAUUCAGCAGGGCCAGGUCAAAGGAUACCUCUCCCCAAAACUCAAUAAAUUCAUUUUGUUGGUUUAUUUUUAUCUUUUGAAAAAGUAUAAAUGAAGUAAUAUGCCUGCACUUCAUUUUUUUUAUUUUCUGUACAGUUUGAACAGAGAAAAAGUAUUUAAAUAAAAAAGUCAACUCUUUGUA
Messenger RNA from Antechinus flavipes (yellow-footed antechinus), 4201 nucleotides. Its product is annotated as KIAA0040 ortholog. The transcript is spliced from 5 exons. The coding region runs from base 926 to 1219 and encodes 97 amino acids. The record is from RefSeq and is a predicted model, not a curated record. Lineage: Eukaryota; Metazoa; Chordata; Mammalia; Dasyuromorphia; Dasyuridae.